This is a messenger RNA of Rosa chinensis, 783 nucleotides long. RefSeq lists its product as uncharacterized. The coding region runs from base 1 to 783 and encodes 260 amino acids. The transcript is spliced from 4 exons. Lineage: Eukaryota; Viridiplantae; Streptophyta; Magnoliopsida; Rosales; Rosaceae. The record is from RefSeq and is a predicted model, not a curated record. Gene Ontology annotation, molecular function: RNA-DNA hybrid ribonuclease activity; nucleic acid binding.
AUGACGUCAAACUAUCCUCCCUAUUACAUUCCUAAUGGUGAAAAGCUCUUACCUUGUGAUCCAAACACUUCAGCUUACUCAGCGCCUAGCUACUAUCUCUCCAUUCAGGUGUAUGCGGAAGCUGGAGGGGAAGAGGAUCCAAGGAAGAACAAGAAGAAAGAAAAGAAGGAGAAAAAGGAGAAGACUCAUAAGAAGAAGCCUAAAAAAAGGAUUGAUUUUACCAUUGGUUUCUAUGAUGUAUUUGUUCUUCUUACUUAUUUAAUGAAGUACCAUACCAAGGCUAUAAGGAAGAAGAAAAGACCAUUGACUAAGUGGGAAUGCCCUCCACGGGGUAGGCUGAAAAUUAACAUUGAUGGUGCAUUCCGAUCUGAGAGUGGAACUGGAGGUAUUGGGGUAGUGGUCAGGGAUGAUUUGGGCAUUGGGUUGGUAGUUAUUGCGAGGCCUUUUCUGCAAGCACACUCUGCUAUUAAUAUGGAGGCUGAGGCGUGCAGGGAUGGUCUUCUUCUUGGUAUACACCAAGGUUGGACGAACAUUGACAUUGAGAGCGACUCUGCCCUUCUGAUUGCUGCCCUCAAAAGUAAGGAGGAAAACCUUUCGGAGGUAAGUCGGAUUCUUGAUGAUUGUAGAGAUUAUAUGUCUGCUUUUCAAUAUGUAAGGGCUCGGCAUGCUUACCGUGAAGCAAAUGGUGUGACACAUAGACUUGCCCACCUUGCUAGCUUAUUUUCCAUUAACGAUGUUUGGCUAGAUGAGACUCCUGCUAUUAUUCAGGAUGUACUCUACUAG